Trichophyton benhamiae CBS 112371 is the source of this 1626-nucleotide messenger RNA. RefSeq lists its product as uncharacterized. Bases 1 to 1626 code for a protein of 541 amino acids. NCBI's taxonomy places the organism in Eukaryota, Fungi, Ascomycota, Eurotiomycetes, Onygenales, Arthrodermataceae. Gene Ontology annotation, biological process: proteasome-mediated ubiquitin-dependent protein catabolic process. The record is from RefSeq and is a predicted model, not a curated record. Gene Ontology annotation, cellular component: GID complex. Gene Ontology annotation, molecular function: protein binding. The transcript has 5 exons.
AUGAGACCAGACGGUGGCCCUUCCCCUUCCAAUUCGAACGGUUUUACGUCCGUCUCGAACGGUGCCUCAAGCUCCCUUCAAAAGCCGCCCCUUCCAAAUUCCCCUGCUGGAAAACAGUCGCAAGCCGAAUAUCAGGAUGCCACCAUGUCGAACGGAUCAUCUCCCCUAUCCCCUACAUACCGCGGCCACGACCGGGAGGAAGUUACGAGGAUACUGAUACAGAGUCUAUACGAGCUGGGUUACCACCAGGCUGCUUCUACUUUGACAGCUGAGAGCAAGUAUGAGCUUGAGAGUCCCGGUGUAGCUGCUUUUAGGACUGCCAUAUUGGGCGGGGACUGGAAUGAGGCCGAGAGGAUACUCCUGAGCUCCUUUUGCCCCGAUGGGGAUGCAGGAGAACUAGACGGCGUAACUGGUAAACAGCUUGCCAAACGAGAUGGUCUUGUCCUGGCUAGUGGUGCCAACGAAAACGAGAUGCUGUUCUGCAUAAGGCAACAGAAGUUCCUCGAGCUACUCGAUCGACGGGACCUGACAACGGCUUUGGUCGUCCUACGCCAGGAACUUACACCAUUGAACCAUGAUAUCACACAACUCCACGCUCUUUCGAGACAGAACCUCCUAUCGGAACUCACUAUACUGCUUGACCAAGUAAAGCAAACCCAAAUAAAUAACUGUCUAUAUCACAACACCGCAGUGUCGCCUUCCUUGUAUUCGGAUCACUUGUGUGAUAAAAGCGGUUUCCCACUCCGGACGGCGUUCGAACUCAGUCACCACACCAAUGAGGUCUGGUACCUGGAAUUCUCCCACGAUGGAACCAAGCUUGCCACAACAAGCCGCGACUGCACCGUUUUGAUAUAUGACUCUACAACCUUUGAAAUAAUACAUCGGUUGACGGAGCACAGUGAGCCCGUUGCUUACGCUACAUGGAGCCCUGACGAUACCAAGUUAAUCACUUGUUCUCAAGACUUCAAGGCUAAAUUGUGGGAUGUUCCGAGUGGAACUUGUCUUUUGACAAUUGAACAUCACCAUGCCCCAAUCACAUCCGCUUCAUGGGCUCCAGAUGGAGAGUCCUUCGUCACAGGUUCUCUUGACAGCCAGUCUCAGCUCUGCCAUUGGAGUGUCCCCCAUAAAUCCCUACUAUAUACCUGGCCUGGUCAAUACCGGGUCCGCGACUGUGCUAUAACUCCGGACGGUAAACGACUAAUUGCCAUCUCUCUGCAAAAGAGAAUUUAUGUUUACAACUUCAUAACCCGCGAAGAAGAGUACAGCGUUCUCCUCAAACUGGAUCUCACUUGUCUGAGUGUUAGCGCUGACUCGCGGUUUAUGCUCGUUAACAUGUCUGAAAACGAAGUGCAGCUCCUUGAUAUCGAGACAGCAGAGGUGGUUCGACGAUUUUUAGGUCAGAAGCAAGGCAAUUUCCUUAUUCGAAGCGCUUUUGGCGGAGCUGCUGAGAAUUUUGUUGUCAGUGGAAGUGAAGAUGCGAAAAUCUACAUCUGGCAUAAGGAGAACAGUCGACUUGUUGAGUCUCUGGAAGGCCAUGUUUCUGGCUGCGUCAAUGCAGUCGCCUGGAAUCCAACUGAUCCUGGAAUGUUUGCGUCGGCUGGAGAUGAUCGCAAAGUCAGAGUGUAA